Molecule: messenger RNA, 3311 nt
Organism: Phragmites australis (common reed)
Lineage: Eukaryota; Viridiplantae; Streptophyta; Magnoliopsida; Poales; Poaceae
Product: serine/threonine-protein kinase OXI1-like
Exons: 2
Coding region: 611-2104 (497 amino acids)
Biological process (GO): protein phosphorylation
Cellular component (GO): nucleus; cytoplasm; plasma membrane
Molecular function (GO): ATP binding; protein serine/threonine kinase activity
Source: RefSeq, a predicted model, not a curated record
CACAUGAAGGACGUGUGCCCAGCUGCCCAGCUCUUUACUGACGUGGACUGGAUCGACUAUUCAGCGGAAGAUUACACCUGCCGUGUUUGAGAUCACCGCUCGGUUAUCGGUCAGUCAGGUCUGCACGCUCAUGCUUAUCAGCUCGUGUCUGGCUUCCAGAACCUCCAUGGAAAGGUAGGGGGGGUUCCACGUGAGUACUGUUCAGGUGUGCUCCAGUUUUUUCCCCUUCCCUUUUCUUCGUAAGAACCCGUGCGCUUGAAUUUUUGCUAGUCCUGUGACUGCCUUGGCUUUCCUGUUCGUGAAAGUGUGGUUAUAUACUUGCAUGGUACGAAGCUACGAAUAUGCCGUGCUACAGCGUCUUCGACGUCACAUAACACGAGAUUGAGUUCACGAAUUUUCUAGAAAGGACAACGGAUUCAUCUAAAAUCGCAGCUAAUCACACAAAGAUCAGUAGAUCACUACUCUUUUCUUUUUCAGUUCCCAGGCUAUUCAUCACCUUGAGUAGCAAACCAAACCGAGAAGAGUUAUCACUUAGUAAACCUCAAAACCCAAAUCCGCAGGCUCACUCCACCCGCACCAGCUCUGGCUAGCUCUGCUUCUUGCGGCGAACAUGGCGCCUUCGCCGCCGCGGCAGCUGAACUUGGCGGACCUCAAGGCCCUGUCCGUGCUCGGCCAGGGCGCCAGGGGCGUGGUCUUCCACGUCGUGCCUGUCGCCGCAGCGGCCUGCUGCUCCACAUCAGGCGACCCUAUGAACAUGGCGCUCAAGUCAAUGUCACGCGCCGCCGCGCGGCGCAAGGGCGCGGGGGAGGGCCCGGGACUCGGCGGCGGCGGUGACGGGCACCGGAGGAUAUGGUUCGAGCGCGACGUGCUGCUCGCGCUCCGCCACCCGCUGCUCCCGUUCCUGCGCGGCGUCGUCGCCACAGACGCCGUCGUGGGCUUCGCCAUCGACCGAUGCCCCGGCGGCGACCUCAAGUCCCUCCGACGCCGGUGGUGGGCUGAGACGGAGUUCCCCGACUCCGUCAUCCGAUUCUACGCGGCGGAGCUGGUGCUCGCCCUCGAGCACCUCCACGGUCUCGGCAUCGUGUACCGCGACCUCAAGCCCGAGAACGUCCUCAUCCAAGAGUCCGGCCACAUCAUGCUCGUUGACUUCGACCUCUCCACCACGCUACCACCGCCUCCGCCUCCUCCGCCGCCGCCGCCGGACGCGACCCCGCCACGCGCCAGCUCGCCCUCACCUUCCUCACGCCAACGUCACCGCAAGCGCAAGAACAAGAAGGCAGCGAUGUUCUUCGCGUGCUUCUCCUCUCGCCACGCAGCCUCGCUUGAGUCGUCAUCCCAGUCGCCGCUGUCCACUUCCGGAACAGCCUCGUCCGCGUCCUCGUCGUCCUGCUGCUCGUCGGGCUCGCGGACGCCGGCCAAGUCGAACUCGUUCGUGGGUACGGAGGACUACGUGGCCCCAGAGAUCGUGGCCGGGUGCGGGCACAACUACGCCGUGGACUGGUGGGGCCUCGGCGUGGUACUCUACGAGAUGCAGUACGGGCGCACGCCGUUCCGGGGGCGGAGCCGGCGGGAGACGUUCCACCGCAUCCUCACCGCGGCGCCGGAGCUGCCCGGCGAGCCGACGCCGUUGCGGGACCUCAUCGCGCGUCUGCUCGAGAAGGACCCCGGGAAGCGGCUCGGCGCGCACGGCGUCAAGCGGCACGCCUUCUUCCGCGGAGUCGACUGGGACAGCGUCCUCGACGUGGCGCGCCCGCCGUUCAUCCCUGCGCCCGACGAUGACGACGACGCAGGCGCGGAGGCCGGGGCGCUGGACGUGGAGAAGGUCGUGCAUGAGGCGUUCGCCUCGAGCGGCGCCGGUGAGACGCCUCCGGAGGAGCUUCCGCCUCCACAAACCCUAGCUGCAACCAUCAUCUCCUCCGCGGCGCAGCCACCCCUCUGCCACUGGCUCCCCUCUAUGGUGCCUCUCCUCAUUCCGUUGCUACGCCCUCGCGCAGGAUGUCACCACCAUCGGCCUUCUUCCGCGGUGCGGAACCCUAACUGUCGCCGCAUCCUCCAUGGCACCUCUCCUCUGUGCAUGACGACCGCCCCCUCUACUGAAGGUUAGGAGGCUCUCCUUGGCGCCUCCGUGAGGAGGCUGCUCGGCACGAGGAAGAUUGCCAGGCUCAGGUCGCCACCGUCGCGCUUCAUGCACAAGCCGUCACGGUCCUGAACAUCAAGUCCCUCGUGGCUAUCGUCCUCGACAUCGUCUCCCCGCACUACACGCUCGGCAAGUACAUCUUGCCAAUCACGUUCUCUCCAAGGACGAGGACUUGCUUGGAAGCGGAUGGACUGCACUGUGCUCUCUUGGCUAUACGGCACGAUCUCCCCCGGUUGCUAGAAUUCCAUAGAAGCCUACGACAAUUCACAGUUACACUAUUUCCUAUGAAGUUCUUGUGCUAAACAGCGACUAAAAGUUUGUAUCAUGAUAAUAUGAGUCUCAUUUUGCCAUUUGUUUUCUUUUGUGCGCAAAUGUUUUGUAUCAGUAGAGGAAACAAGAAUUCGAACUGAAACAUACCAACGUACCACUUUUCAUGCUCACUCGAGCUGCACCUGUCGGUGUGCCCAAGUUUGGCUGUGGUUUCAGGGACGAUCUUGAGUUCAUCAUCAGUUGAGUGGGAUAGCCCCAUGCAUUCCAGUUAACACUUCGUAGCCCAAAUCGGAAGUGUCGAAUGCCACAGCUUCGCAAACAAAAUACAAGGAGGAAAAGAAUCGAACCCAAGCUGUCAGCCUGCUCAGCUGCCCAGCGCUCAAAUGGGCAAAUGGCGCUCAAAGUUCGUUUCGUUGGUCACUUGAUGACCGCUUCUUUUCCUCCUCUCAGUUGUCACCUGUUUCGUCGCCCCAGGACACGGGAUGCAGAUGACCCCAUCGCGUUUUCCCUCUUCUAGCUUUCAACUUUCAGGUGGCAAGUGCUGCCGUUUCUGGUAGUGUAACAUCGUUCGGUUGAUGACUGAGCUGUCACUCAGGUUGCAAUCUUCUUUGCUCCUGGAAAGUUCUGAACCUACUGCAUGCCGACGAUGUUUACAUACGUGGGUUGGUCCCGGUGGAACAAUUGGAAAGAACGCAAUGGAAGGAUUUUCCAGAGCAAAGCACGCCAUCCGUAUCAAGGAGGAUAUUGACUAAAGGAGAGCUUUCGGGGACUAACAAGUUGGAUCAAAGAGCAAUCUCUAGUUGGCUGUAGUAAUCCAUGCGCUCAAUCACGCGCAUCUUUUUGUUAUCAUUGCGUUGAUUAUUUUCUCUUCUGUUGGUCCCUAGCUGGACCCCUCUCUACUUUC